AUUCAAGAUGUACAGAAAGUUGCUCCCCAGGUUAUGCCAAGCUUGUGAGAGAGGGAGCCCCAGUUUGCUGCUAUGACUGUUCUCUGUGUAUGGAAGGAACAUUCUCUGGGCAAGAAGAUGCAGCCCAUUGUGAAAAGUGUCCAGAUGACCAAUAUUCCAAUAAGAAGCGAGAUCAGUGUGUCCCCAAAAAUAUAAGCUUCUUAUCCUAUCAAGAAUUGUUGGGACUCAUCCUGGCUUUCUUUGCCAUCGCUUUGUCCCUAACCACCGCCUUUAUUCUGGGAAUCUUCAUGAAAUACCGAGACACUCCCAUAGUCAAAGCCAACAACUGUGAACUCACCUACAUCCUCCUGGUUUCACUCCUGCUUUCUUUCUUGACCUCCCUUCUAUUCAUCGGUCGCCCCGUGAAAAUGACCUGUCUCCUUCGACAAACCAUUUUCAGUGUUGUUUUCUCAGUUGCUGUGUCUUCCUUGCUGGCCAAGACUGUCAUGGUGGUGGUGGCCUUUCUGGCCACAAAGCCAGGCAGCAGCAUGAGGAAAUGGCUGGGGAAGAGUCUGGCCAACUCUGUUGUUUUAUCCUGCUCUGGUAUUCAAGUAGGCCUCUGUAUGAUGUGGCUGGGAGUCUUUCCCCCAUUCCCAGAUUCGGACUUUCACUCCCAACCAGAACACAUCCUGCUGCAGUGCAAUGAAGGCUCUGUCACCAUGUUCUACUCUGCUCUUGGCUACAUGGGUUUUUUGGCUGCCAUCUGUUUCUUGGUGGCAUUUCUGGCUCGAAAUCUGCCAGGGGCUUUUAAUGAAGCCAAACUGAUCACCUUUAGCAUGUUGGUUUUUUGUAGCGUUUGGAUCUCCUUUGUUCCCACUUAUCUGAGCACCAAAGGGAAAUACAUGGUAGCCGUGCAGAUCUUCUCCAUCCUGGCCUCUGGCCUGGGUUUACUGGGCUGCAUCUUUAUCCCCAAAUGCUACAUUAUUAUCCUGAGACCUGACAUGAACACCAAAGAACAUCUGACGAUAAAAAAUCAUUAAGAUUAUUUCUGUUGAUGUUUAUUUUUGUAGUUUACAUGCAACAUAAAAUCACAUUCUUUGAAGUAAUGUUUUCUGUGUUGUCACUUAUCUUUUUUCAUUCCAUGAGAAUUUUGAAUUUUAAAAGUUAUUAUAAUUGAGUAGUAAUGUUGCUAAAACAACUCAAACUAUCUGAAAUAAUCAUAUCUUCAAUUUUCUGGAACCAGGCUAGAUAAACUAUUACCAGAAAUGUUCUGAUAUGAUUUUAGAUUAAAUUAAAGACUAUUGC
This is a messenger RNA of Pantherophis guttatus, 1284 nucleotides long. NCBI's taxonomy places the organism in Eukaryota, Metazoa, Chordata, Lepidosauria, Squamata, Colubridae. The record is from RefSeq and is a predicted model, not a curated record.